Molecule: messenger RNA, 153 nt
Organism: Paraglomus occultum
Lineage: Eukaryota; Fungi; Glomeromycota; Glomeromycetes; Paraglomerales; Paraglomeraceae
Source: the annotation of a GenBank genome assembly
GCAGCGAUUAAUCGCUCGGCACAACUUUUGAGAAAGAAUGUGGUCAACUAUAGAGUUGAUGGGCUGACAAAGGAUGAAGGUGAUGAGGAAGCGCUGAAGAGUGUGAUGCGCUAUGCAUUAGGAAGGUUGCCUACGAUGAGAAGGGAAAAGUAG